Pyricularia oryzae 70-15 is the source of this 1153-nucleotide messenger RNA. RefSeq lists its product as uncharacterized. The coding region runs from base 394 to 921 and encodes 175 amino acids. The record is from RefSeq and is a predicted model, not a curated record. Lineage: Eukaryota; Fungi; Ascomycota; Sordariomycetes; Magnaporthales; Pyriculariaceae. The transcript is spliced from 3 exons.
GUUGAUCUUCCUUUCACCGUCGCUGAAUUUGUAACCAGGAGGAGAUUAUUGAUCGGAGUUAGGAGAAGAAGAAAUGCCACGCAGUAGAGUGAUGCUGCCGAGACCCGACAGGAGGGACAUGCCGGGUCGACGAUAUAAAGCCGUAACCCCCGCAGUGUAGAAGGGUAGAGCCGCAGGUAGAACUGACUCGUUCUUUCCCAUUUUAAUUGUUUGAGAACAAUCCGUCGUAUAAGGUAGUCACCAAUCCCCCGUCUUCGCAACUAAAAACCCAAAGACACCCUGCACCGUGCCGUCUUCAUUUUCCUCAACACUUCACACCAAAUCCCCUCUGUCACAGGAUCACCCACCAUCACGCAUUCUUGACUUUCCAAUCCACAAUAAUCCAUCUACAAAAUGACCGGCAUUAGCUUGUACGACGCUUCCGUCCCCGUCUUCACCCGGGGUGUCGAGUCCUUGAAAGCCAUCCUGGCCAAGGCGGAAGAGCAUGCUGCCUCAGAGGGCGUCAGUAUUGACAGCUACGUCGGCGAGAAGCUCACCGAGAGCAUGCUUCCCCUUUCUUUCCAGGUUCAGGUGGUCUCAAACACGGUCAAGAAGUUCCUCUGGCGCGUGACUGGCGUAGAGACUGAGGCCUGGGAGGAUAACGAGACCACCAUGGAGCAGCUCAAGGCUCGCAUCCAGAAGACGCUUGAUCUUCUGGCAUCAGCGGAUGCCAAGGCCUUCCAGGGCAAGGAGGAGACGAAUGUUGAACUUCAAAUGGGCAAGAUGGGAAGCAAGAACCUCCCGGCCAAGGACUACCUUCUCAGAUACGCCAUGCCCAACUUCUUUUUCCACGUUCAGACUGCCUACUGCAUCUUGCGAGCAAAGGGUGUACCCUUGGGCAAGACAGACUAUCUUGCCUCUCACUUCGCCGGCACUCAGUAAUGAGCUCUAGAAGGCAAUCAUGCCUUACAUGUACUUUGGGUCGAGUCGCUUCAGUAUUCGGUGUUGCUUUCGCGGAGGUUACCGGGAGCAAUGAUUUGGCAAGGACUAGCAUAGCGCCCAUAGACUGUCAUGCCAUGGUACAACAAAGCAGUUAGCCAGACUCGUCAAAAAUAUAACGUUAUAAAGAUGCUCAACCGCCAAGAGAAAUCGGCGGGGAUCAGUAAGCUGCGAU